Molecule: messenger RNA, 1105 nt
Organism: Bombus huntii
Lineage: Eukaryota; Metazoa; Arthropoda; Insecta; Hymenoptera; Apidae
Exons: 4
Coding region: 81-548 (155 amino acids)
Source: RefSeq, a predicted model, not a curated record
UCGUGGCCUCGGGCAUUCAGCAGCUGACGGCAACCAGGCGAUCGUACAUCCGGGGAGAAGCGUUCAACGCUUGGACAAAGAUGGAUACUGGCCUCUCCUGGAUCCUCGCUUUUGCCUUGAUCGCGCUCCUCGUAUCGGAAGGCUGGGCCAUCGAUUGUUUCAAGUGCGUGUCGAUCGACGGCGACAACAAGCCCUGUGACGAUCCGUUUCACAACAACGGGAGUCUGGCCUUCCUGGAGUCGCCAUGCUUAGGAGGUCGCAAAGGGCGCGAUGGUCUUUUCCCCGCGACUGCGUGCAUCAAAAUAGCGGGAAUAUAUGACGAAUCCGGGGUCUCUUUGACGGUGAGAAGCUGCGCGCUGGACAGCGGAACUCUGACGACCGACUCCGAAAUCAUAAGAAUGUCACAUUGCGGAGGGUUCUAUUUCGACGACAAAUACGUUCGUGGAUGCGUGCAGUCUUGCAACGAUGCGGAUGCCUGCAAUGGAUCCACACGGCGAGCAGUUGCGCUCGUGCUUUUAACUUUAUCGAUUUUCCUUGGACUAAUUUGACGAGGAUGGUCAGCGUAAAAUUCGCGUUAAUUAAAAUAUAGAUAAUUAUUGUAUAUAUCAAACGAAAAACGAUCACCUCUAUAUAUAACGGACCAGUUCGAAUGUAAAUCAGUAACCUGACCAAUUUAGCUGUGGACCAAAGACGUAAGAAAACGAAAAUGAUAACUCGUAAAUGAUACAACGAAAGCUUUUUGGCUAUCGUUCGUAAAUUAUUGCAUUUAUCCAAUAUAUCAAACGAAAGUUAUUAUAAUCAAAAAAAAAAAAAAAAAUUAAAGGUCCAAAUAAAUACAUAUGUAUGCGUUUCUUAUGACGCUAUAAUUACGAAGGAAAAGUAUACAGAAUCACUAUUUGAUACUAUUUGAUAGUCUGCAGAAUAAAAAUAGCAACAACUGCCAUUUUACGUAAACGUAACCGUUAUUGUUUUAUUAAUAUUCAUGCGUAGAAUAUGUAAUUUAUGAUCUAGCGAUUGCUUGGAAUUAUAGUCGAACGUAUAUUCGUGAGAUUAUCGUUAUUGCAGACUGUGUAGAAACACAAUAAAACAGAUUUUUAGUUAUAAA